CUCGGUGUCGCCGGCUGCGCCCCGACUCAGCGCCGCCAUGGAGAGCGGAGGGCGGCCCUCACUGGGCCAGUUCAUCCUCCUGGGCACGAGCUCUGUCGUCACCGCCGUCCUGUACUCCGUGUACCGGCAGAAGGCCCGGGUCGCCCAAGAGCUCAAGGGAGCUAAGAAAAUCCACUUGGGUGAAGAUUUAAAGAGUAUUCUUUCAGAAGCUCCAGGAAAAUGUGUGCCUUAUGCUGUUAUUGAAGGAGCUGUGCGAUCUGUUAAAGAAACGCUGAACAGUCAGUUUGUUGAGAACUGCAAGGGGGUAAUUCAGCGACUGACGCUUCAGGAGCACAAGAUGGUGUGGAAUCGAACAACCCACCUUUGGAAUGACUGUUCAAAGAUCAUUCACCAGAGGACCAACACUGUGCCCUUUGAUCUGGUGCCUCAUGAGGAUGGCGUGGCUGUGGCUGUACGAGUGCUGAAGCCCCUGGACUCUGUGGACCUGGGCCUGGAGACUGUGUACGAGAAGUUCCACCCCUCGGUCCAGUCCUUCACCGAUGUCAUUGGCCACUACAUCAGUGGAGAACGGCCCAAAGGCAUCCAAGAAACUGAAGAGAUGCUGAAGGUGGGGGCCACCCUGACGGGGGUUGGUGAACUUGUCCUAGACAACAACUCCGUGCGUCUGCAGCCCCCCAAGCAAGGCAUGCAGUACUACCUAAGCAGCCAGGACUUUGACAGCCUGCUGCAAAGGCAAGAGUCAAGCGUCAGACUCUGGAAGGUUCUGGCCCUGGUGUUUGGCUUCACCACGUGUGUCACCCUCUUCUUUAUUCUCCGGAAACAGUAUCUGCAUCGGCAGGAGCGCCUGCGCGUAGAGCAGCUGCAGGAGGAAUUCCGGGAACACGAGGCCCAGCUGCUGAGUCAAGCUUUGCCCGAGGACCGGGAGAGUCUGAAGAGUGCCUGUGUCGUGUGUCUGAGCAGCUUCAAGUCCUGCGUCUUCCUGGAGUGCGGGCAUGUCUGUUCCUGUCGUGAGUGCUACCAUGCCUUGCCAGAGCCCAAGAGGUGCCCCAUCUGCCGGCGGGAGAUCACCCGGGUGAUUCCCCUGUACAACAGCUAGCGGUUCUGCAGCGCGUGGCUGCACUUGGAAGCGGCCCUCCCCGAGUGGGGAUUCAUUCUUGAGGCCUUUCGAAGAGCAGCCAUGGGGGUAGCUCUGCCUCCGGGUGUGACUGAGUGGAGUCUCUCCAGACCCACACCUCCACCAGCAGAGAGCCUUUCUGACCUCCCCAGAGCAUCUAGAGGGGCCCCACCCUGGGUGGGUUCCAAGGCCUGGCAUUUUUUCCUAGGAACCUGCUGGGGGUGUGUAUGUGUAAGAUAAAGCAUCCUGUCACCUCAGCACCAAAGCCACUGAUCUUUUCUGGUGACUCUUGGUUGCUGCAGACCUCAGAGACGAAAGGCUGAGCCCGGGGCCUUCCAGAGCCGUACCUGCAGAGACUGCCCUCGCUUUCUUCCUUUUGCUUCCACUGGGGAUAAGGUCUUUCUUCAAAUUGUCAGGCUGGGAAGGUCACUUGUGUCUUUCCCCUCACCUGCUUGCCUCCCAAAUGUGUGCACACAUGUGGACAGGGCAGGAGGGGGUGAGGUCAGCACAUCUGCUUCUGUCUACACAGUGGGACACGGAUCAGCAGACACCAAGAGGUGUCUCUCGCUUGGUCUGACAGCCCUGCUGGUAUCUUCACUGACCAAGGGCGGGACACAGAGAGCAGACCUCUGGCCCUAAUGUGGAGCUGCUGCAGCUGGGCAGGCCUGGGUAGCUCUGGAUUGCCUGACAAAGGAUGAGCCCGAAAGGCCUCCCCUGAAGGAAGCAGCGAGGGCACAGCCCUCCUGGCCCCCAGCUCUUGCAGCUUCUUUGUGGCAGCUUCUUUGCUUGCUUUUGUCUAGGAAAAGUAGCCAGCUGGCACCCUGAGCUCUGGGCCUCUCAAGCCCACCCCUUGACCCCUGCCUGCGGCCCGGGCACAAUCCCAGCACUGUGUUCCCUGUUACCCUCCACUCCUCACGCCCCUGUGCUGAGCCUGUGAGUGCAGGAGAAAUUGGGGAGCGUCCUUCCUGCCUCUGAGUGGCCAAGAAUUGUGCACACAGCUCUUAUUUCCCUUCUGUGUCCUUGAACAUUCAUCCCCUGCUCCUCCUCUGUGUGGGGGGAGGGGUGCUCUCAGGGGGCUGACACUAGCGAUAAGCAGUGUCCUAUGUGAACAGCACAAAUUAAACUUUGCGGCCUUGUG
Messenger RNA from Ictidomys tridecemlineatus (thirteen-lined ground squirrel), 2252 nucleotides. It is a transcript of the gene Mul1, whose product is annotated as mitochondrial E3 ubiquitin protein ligase 1. Gene Ontology annotation, biological process: organelle organization; protein ubiquitination. Gene Ontology annotation, cellular component: mitochondrion. Gene Ontology annotation, molecular function: ubiquitin-protein transferase activity. The record is from RefSeq and is a predicted model, not a curated record. NCBI's taxonomy places the organism in Eukaryota, Metazoa, Chordata, Mammalia, Rodentia, Sciuridae.